Messenger RNA from Zootermopsis nevadensis, 1268 nucleotides. It is a transcript of the gene nero, whose product is annotated as deoxyhypusine hydroxylase nero. Lineage: Eukaryota; Metazoa; Arthropoda; Insecta; Blattodea; Termopsidae. Gene Ontology annotation, biological process: peptidyl-hypusine biosynthetic process. The record is from RefSeq and is a predicted model, not a curated record. Gene Ontology annotation, molecular function: deoxyhypusine monooxygenase activity.
UCGAUUGUGUGUAUUACAAUCGAAAAGCACAACGUUGAUUUGGAUAAUGUCCUUAAUGUGUAUGUUUUGUUGAACGUGUAAUGAUGUAAUUUUUGCAGCUGUUGGUAAAGUACAUUUUAACUUAACAGCAAUGUAUGUGGCAUCUGAAGAUAAAAUUGAAGCGAUAGGACAGGUACUUAAUGACAAAAGCAGGCCUCUGAAAGAGAGGUUUCGAGCUUUAUUUACUCUUCGAAAUCUUGGCGGUGCUGCAGCAAUUCAGUGUAUCGAGCAAUGUUUUAGUGACCCAUCAGCAUUAUUGAAGCAUGAACUUGCAUACUGUCUCGGCCAGAUGCAAGAUUUUAUGGCCGUACCUGUGUUGAAACGUAUCUUGAGCGACAGAAAUCAAGAACCAAUGGUUAGGCAUGAAGCAGGUGAGGCAUUAGGAGCAAUUGCAUCUCCAGAUGUUAAGGAAAUUCUAGAAGAGUAUGCUGAUGACUCUGUAAUAGAAGUUGCAGAAACAUGUCAGCUGGCUUUGGAUAGAAUCAAAUGGCUAGCUGAGUUGCCCAAAUCAGAAAAGUUGUCUGAGAGUCCGUAUGCCUCCGUAGAUCCUGCACCUCCUUCAGAGGAAACUGACGUGACUGUGCUGAAGCAGAUGUUGCAGGACGAAAAUCUAAAUUUAUUUAAUAGAUACAGAGCCAUGUUUGCUUUGAGAAAUUUAAAUACACCGGAGAGUAUUCUGGCACUUGGUGAAGGUUUGAAAACUGGUAGUGCAUUAUUCCGCCAUGAAGUGGGUUUUGUAUUGGGACAACUCCAACAAGAUGCAGGCAUCCCGUAUCUCCAGGCAUCACUGGAAGACCAUUCAGAGAAUGAGAUGGUGCGUCAUGAAUGUGCUGAAGCUUUGGGAGCCAUUGGAUCUCCUGUAUGUUUUGAUAUUUUAAGGAAGUACCUUGAUGACGAUAAACAAGUGGUAAGAGAAAGCUGUGAAAUAGCAUUGGACAUGUGUGAAUAUGAAAAUAGCCCUGAAUUUCAGUAUGCAGACACUUUACUUAAAGUGUAGGGUUGAAAAUAUUUUUUCUGUUCAAAACCAUAUCAAUUUCUGUUUGCCGUGUUUUCAGGUUUUAUAACCAUACAAAACUGGCAAAAUAUAUUUUUUACUGAUCGUCGGUAUGUAGUAAAGUAGGUGACAUUAUAACUUAUGAUCUUAUUUUACCAUGAACUAAUUUUCUGUUUGCUAUUGUUCCAGACACAUUUGUAUUUACUUUGAAACUAAAUCUUAUACUGGCCUUUAA